Procambarus clarkii (red swamp crayfish) is the source of this 1318-nucleotide messenger RNA. The record is from RefSeq and is a predicted model, not a curated record. Lineage: Eukaryota; Metazoa; Arthropoda; Malacostraca; Decapoda; Cambaridae.
AGUGCUCAGUGUGUCGUCGCUCGCCCACCACCCAGUGUGCUGCUCGCCCUGUGUACCGAUUUCUACUUUCUAAUUGUUGUAUGUCAGUAUAUAUACUAUGGUUCUCAUCGUUACUAUAAAUACCACCGAAAGAGGCAUGGCAGGUGAAGUUUAAUGUCUGGGAGAAAAAGCGUGUUAACCUUAGGAAGAUGGCCCAAAUUAGGCUUCUGAUCUUCCCUAGGAUGCAACCCACAACGGUUAACUAACACGGAGUUAGUUAACUGCUAGAUAGGACCGCCUGUACUGUGUGGCGGGUAACACCAGCUUGCCGCAAGACAGGCUUCAAAAUGGGACUUUACAGUUUGUCGAAAUCUUCAUCAUUUAACGUGUCUUCGAGGAUAUCUGUCUCGCUGCGAGAACCUUAUCAGUGCUCCAUCUGUUUUCGUCUCUUUGCCAGGUACUCUCAGAUAGAAAAGCAUUCUCUAAUUCACACUAGAAAGAAACCAUUCAAGUGUACAAAGUGUUUCAUGGACUUGCCAACAGAACCUGCAUUAAUGAGACACAUAAAAAGUGUUCAUUUAAAGAAAAAGCCGAGAUGGUGUUUGGAAUGUGAUAAGAGUUCGAAGCCUAUCCAUACAACUCGUCACGAGGCGGAAUACAUUCCCAAGCCGUACCAAUGUGCAGUUUGUCUACAAGACUUUGCACUCAAAAUUGAUGCAGCUCAACAUAUAAAGAAUCACACCACGGAUGUACCAUACCAGUGUCCUAUAUGCCAGUUGAUGUACAAAACCAAAGCUGCUCUAUCAAGGCACAAGGAACAACAUGUGAAUGAUAACUUUUCAACUACUAGGAUUUCCCUCAUGAAUGUUACUUAAAAGAGUUAAAUAGAACUCGUUGUCUCGGUAUUUUAGAAACAUUGGAACAUGCAGGAAUCCAGAUAGGCAGUUAUAGCCAAUGUUCAGAGAAGGAUGUUAAUAUAAAGCUAUUAGAUUAUUUAAGUAUGGAAUGUCUUAAACAGACACUCAUUAUUGUUUCUAAAGAUUUAUAAUUGUAAAUAGACUACUAGUGUUAAACAUUAGUGUUUUUGGUGAUGGUAAUCGCUGCGUUUUUCAAAUAAACUUACAAUGAAGAGUUCUAAUGAAGUUUACAAAAUUUUCGGUUAAUUAUUUGAACACGUCUUGAUUUUUAAUGUCUGCUUAAGAUAUUUUGGUAACAUUAAAAGGGAUUCUUUAAUGUUCUUCAUCGUUAAAAUAGUAGCUUAAGUAACUACAACUCGCAGUGUCAAAACGUUCCAUACAGUUGCAAAUAUUUGAUGAUAAUUUAAAUUAAUAAAAGUGAU